Molecule: messenger RNA, 10666 nt
Organism: Penaeus indicus
Lineage: Eukaryota; Metazoa; Arthropoda; Malacostraca; Decapoda; Penaeidae
Product: golgin subfamily A member 4-like
Exons: 15
Coding region: 265-8283 (2672 amino acids)
Source: RefSeq, a predicted model, not a curated record
GGUUGUGGGGUAAGGUGAAUGUGGCAGGUGCUGGACCUGUGCCAGGGUAAGAGUGGCCAGGCACCGGCACACCUAGUGCCAGCAGUCGAGGGGAGGACUCCUGUAGAGUGGGUGGGUACAUCUAUCACAAGCUGGUGCUCUUCAGCAGAAGAUUCUGUUGGCACUGAAGGGGUGCUGCUGCAGCAGGUGAAGGCAGGGAAGGUGGAGGUACCUUGCACUUUGUUGAUAAUACUUGGCACAAUCAGGUAGCCCCAUCCAUCAUCAAUGGGGGACUCCAAGAAACAGAUAGUACUGGAAUUUCAGCAGCUGCAGGAACAUCUUCAAUCACUAACUGCUGAUAGAGAUCUCUUAAAGAUGGAAUUUGAGAGGCUUGCAAACAGCAGCCAUCGCCUUCUACAGCAGAUAAAAGAGGACAGUUCACAUGCGAGUGAGAGAAAACUCCACAAUUUUGAGGCAGAGAAGCGUAGGCUGGAGGAAAGAUUGGAAGCGUUGGAACAUGAUAUCAAGGAGAAAGACAGGAAGAUUGCACUUUUAGAUGCAAAGGCUGGUGAUUAUUUAAAGCAAGUUAACCAACCUAGUAAUAGCCAGUUUGAGGAUCAAAAGUCAAGUGAUAAUAUUGUUUGUAGUGAUGUUACUAGUGCAGUUAGUGUUGGGGAAGUGAAAGAGGUUGGGUAUAGUGCUGGAGUUGGAGGCAAAGAGAAAAUAAAGUGCAGUGAUGAUAAUCUCAGGGAACUGAUUGAUGAUGUGGCUAGUAUGGAGGAAGUCAAAAGGGACAUUGAAGUUGAUAUCAAAUCAAAUAAUGUCUCACCUGGGGAGGAACUUUCCUGUGAGAAAGUAACAGAUGAUACAAAGGUGUCAGAGAAGCUAGGUGAACAAAGUAAUAUUGCUAGUCGAACCGGUAAUGGUGAGAUGAGUAAUGAUGAAGAAAGUGAUGAGGAAAAUCUUGAAAAUAAUGAAAUGAUUAGAGCUUUGGUGGAUGAGGCAAUGAAAGAACUGAAGGAGGAGGAUAUGAAAGCCAGUUUAGCAAAGAAUGAGAAUGGAAGUGCUAUUGACGGGUCCAAAGAAGAUGUAGAAGAGAAGAAAUCAUGCGAUGGAAAUGGUGAGCAGGAGCUUGUACCAGAUUUGAAGAUACAGGUAAUUGUCAAGGAAAGAAAUUCAUCAUUUCAAGAAGGCCCCAUUAGUGGAUUAGGAACGUAUGUAAGUCAUGAAGGGAAGAUAUUUGGAGACACCAUGCAAUCAGCAUUCACAGACUGUGAGCAAGAAUCAAAGGAAACUACCAAUGAACUUCAUGGUGUUAUGUCUUCACUUCCUAGGGAUACUCCUAAAGAGACACCUGAUGACAGUAUUUCUAGUAAACAGACAAAUGGUAAUGGAUCACCUGUCCGUGAUCAAAUAUCUUCUUUGUCAGUGCUUGUUUCUGAACUGCGGCGUGUGAAGGAUGACAUGGGGAAGUGCAUGUCUGUCAAAGAGCAGUCUUUCAUUGAAUUGGAAGAUCAACUUCAAGCUGCUAAUAAAGAAGUAAAUAAUCUAAAGGCAUCCAUGUCAUUACUAUCUAAAGAUCUUGAGGAAAAGAAUCAGAGUUAUCAGUAUUUAGAAGAAGAAAAUAAGAAAAAGAAAAUGGAUAUAGAACUAAAGAUGAGCGAGAUUCAGGAGGUCACAAAUAAGUGCUCUAUGUUGACUGAAGAAAAAGCAGAUAUUUUACGCAAAAUGGAAGUACUGGAAAUAAUGAUGACAGAAUACCGCACUGAGAUUGAAAUGUUAAUUGCUGAGAAAGCAAAGAUGGAAGAGAAGACAAAGGAGUUAAUAUCUGCAAAAGUGGCAACAUCUACAGCAGAAGCAGAGAUAGAUUCAAGAACUAGCUUAGAAGAAAAAGAAAAAGAGGUAGAAGAAUUAACUGGAAAGAUUCAAGAUAUGGAAAAGCAAAUGAAAGAACUGAAUGACAAAUUGAAAGUCACAAAUAAACAUCUUAAAGUGAUGGCAAGAGAACGUGAACACAAACAGAAAGAGUGUGAAGCCUUGAGACGCAAAGUUGAAACAGUUGAACUCAAAAUGUGUGAACUUCAAGGAACAUUUGACAUGCUUGUGAAAGCUGUCAUGGUAGAAAGAGAUGAUCUGAUCAGGGACUUAGAAGAAAAGACAGGGGAAAUAGACGAACUUCACAAGACUCUUGGUCAGCUUAAAGAAACUCAUGAACAGGAACUGGACAAGGUGAUGAUAGAGAAAAAGUCAAUUGAUGAAGAGCUCCGUAAAUUUAAAUCAGGGGAUCUGAGGCCUGAUGGAGCAAAGUUUGUAGAUAAGGAGGAGUUGAAUGCUGUUAUCCGUGAAAAAGAAAAACUUGAAAUUGAAGUCCGGCAUAGAACAAAGCAAAUACAGUCACUUGAGUCAAAAGUGAAAACAAUACAAAAAGAAAUGGAUGACUUUGUUGGAUCCUUGAAGGAAGAAAUGGCUCGCCUUAAAGAGGAGAGUGCAAAGUCAAAAGAAGAAAAGAAAAACUUAGAAGAUAUCUUUGCUUCACUGCAAUCUGAACACAAAAUCUUACAAGAAAAGAAUAAAGAGACACAAAAAAUACUCACUCAACUUGAGGCUGCUAACAGAGAAAAGGCAGAGAACUUUGAAGCUCAUAAACAACAGCUCCAUGAUUUACAGCAACAACUUGAGGAUCUGAACACAAAAAAUUUCAAUUUAAACACAGAUAUGUACAAUAAGGAAAAGGAAUUCAGAGAUGAGUUAACAGCCCGUGAAAGGACCAUACAGGAAUUAAACUUGACUCUUACUAACAAUCAGAAGCAGUCCAUGGAAAAUUAUGUUGCACUGCAAGAAGAGAUGAGUACUUUGGAAACUAGGCUGAAGACAUCUCUGGAAGAAAGUAAUAGGCAAGCAAAGGAUCUUGAGGAAAAGCUAAAAGUUUCUCAAGAGGAAAAGAAAAUGGAGGUUUUGGAACUUCAGGCAAAGCUGAGAACUCUGAUGGAUGAAAUAAGAGAAGCAAAAUCUGAUUCUCUCUCUCUUUCUCAGGAAGCAGAAGUGCCAUCAUCUUCUCUGGCUUUUGUACCUUCCCUGCCUCUGGACUCCAGUGACUCAACAUCUGUGUUCCAUUCUGUGGUCACAGAGACAGAUCAUAGAGCAAUUGAUUAUCAUGUUAAACAGCAGCUAGAGGCUCUGAGAAAAAGAGUUAAAGAUUUGGAAGAAGAGUUGGAAGGGAUGCGCAAAGAUCUAGAGGUCAAAGAAGAUGAAAUAAAAAAUCACAAGGAGGCAGAUGUUCCUCGUUUACAAGGAAAAAUAAAAGAGCUGACUACAGAAGUAGAAACCCUCAGGGGCAAGCCCUCAGAAAGUGAAACAUUCAAAGACCAUGCUGAGUUUGAAGCAGUCAUUGCUGCCAAGGAAGAGAGGAUACAGCAGCUUGAUUCCAAAGUCAGUGAUUUGGAAAUGUGCUUACACAACAAAAGUGGAUAUAUUUCCCAGCUGGAAGGACGUCUAGGCAGUUCCCCAGAAGUGAAAAAUGAUGUAGAAUCCCAUCUGGAACAAAUAAACAAACUAAGCACUGAUAUUACUAAGCUCAAAGAUGAGCUGGAAAAGACAAAUGAAGAGUGUAAAACUUUGAAGAGUACAGUUGAUCAGCUCGAGAUGGACAAACGCAGGUUUGAAGAAGAAAAGACAAAGAUCAUUGCAGAAUAUGAGGCUAAGUUGCAUGAGGCAAAUGAAAAGAUAAUGGAAAUAAAUGCUGAACUAGAACAAAAAAAAAACUUGGCUGAAAGAUUAGAAUUGGAACUUAGCAGUAGUGAGAGUAGUCAUGUAGAUGAGGUUGCCAGGUUAGAGAGCAGCCACGUAGGUAGAAUAGCAGAUGUAGUUAAGCUUCAUAAACGUAAGAUAGAACAGCUGAAGAAGAAUAAUGCGGAGAAGGUCAGUGAUCUCCAUGACCACAUUGAUGAACUUUACAAAGAGAAAAAAUCAUUGGAAGAACGUCUAAACAUAAUAAAACUGGACCUUGAUGAGAAGUUUUCUAAGUCAGAGAGAGAUCUGAUUAAGGAAAAGCAAGAUCUUUUUUCCAGAAUUGAGAAUUUAGAGAAAAAAGUAAAUUGUUUGGAAAAGGAGAAACUGCAGAUAGAGAAAGAAAAGGCAGAACUGAAACAAAAGUUUGAGGAUGAGCAAGAAGAGGCAUCUAACAUGCAAACCCAAAUGGUCACAGACCUUGAGAAGCUGAUUCUUAAUUUGGAAUCAGAGAAAAGGCAUUUGGAAAAAGAAGUUCUCCAGUUAAAAUCAUCAGGUGAUUUAAAUGUAGGUCUUUUAGAGGACAGUGAGAAAAAGAUUGCCCUUCUUGAAGAUGAAAUUGUUAUCACCAAUAAAGAAAAAGAAAUUCUAAUGGAUGAAAUUAAAAAGUUAAAAGAAAUAAUUGGUGAAGAAACCAUUUCAAGAAUCAGGGAAGAGAAUGAGAAGUCUAAAAUUCUAGAAGAAAUGGCUGAAAAGGUGAAGAAGCUUCAGUCCAAGCUUGAAGAAUCUCAGAUAUCCAUAGAAGAACAGGAGCAGAUCUAUGCGCACAAGCUAAUGGAGGAAAAAUCUGACCAUAUGAUGCAGCUCAAGGCCCUAAGAACUGAGCUAUCUGAAGAAGUGAAUGAAAUUGAUCUGAGGAAAGAACAAGUGUCCCUUGAAUAUGAGGACAAAAUUGCUUUGAUAAUAACAGAGUAUGAAGACCGCCUUACUGCUACAAGAGAGCAGUUUGAGGCCAGGAUACUUGAGGAAAAGGCAGAGUUUGGCCGUGUUCUUGUAAGCAAGAUUGAUGAGUAUGAAGGAAAGUUAGGUUCACAGGUAGAGGACUUAAAGGCAUUUGAAAGUCAGAUUGAAGUCCUUCAGAAUGAAUUGGAUGAAAAGAUUAAUAUCAUAGAGGAACUGGAACAUAAUCUGGAUGAAGUUACACUCAUGAAGGCUGCUCUUAGGGCACAAGUUGAUGACUUGAAACACACCAUUACUAAAAUGACUGAAAAUGGGGAAGAUUCAUAUGUAGAUGUUCUUCAUUCCAAGUAUGAAACAAGACUUGCAGAAGUGCAAGAACAUUAUGAAGGUCAGCUGUCAUAUCUCCGAUCAUUUAUCUCUACAACAGACAUAGAUGUUCAGAGAGCAGGAUGCAGUUCACCUUCACAAGGGUCAGAGUAUUCUAUUGAGCUUUCAUGUCUCCGUCCUUAUUUGCAGGGCCAAUCAUCCCCCAUUGCUGAGUUCAUGGCAGAACUCAAGUCUCAGUCAAUGCUUGGGAGUGAUAAUGAAGUUCAUACCUCAAACCAUAGCUUCCAUUUAAUGCGAUCUGCCUCCAUUGCUAAAAAUAAGGAAGAUACACGUUCUCAGUCUUCAGUUGAUGGAAAAGUUGGCCUUAGCUUUAAUGGACUAAGUGCCCACUUGAUGGCCAAAUCAUUAUCCAAAACAAAUAAUAAAUGUCAUUCAAAUGGAUCUAUUGCACAGAUAUUAUCAAAAUCAUUAUCAAGGUCAGAACAGUUAAGGCUGUCAGCCUUAGAUGGAAAAGUUGAACCCCAGACAAUGGGUUCAAAAUCCCAUAUGCUCUCAGUUUCAGCCACAGGAUUGGAAGACCUGAAACAGAGCAAUUCAGGAGUCACAUGUGAGUCAAAGCCAGAUUCUUGUACCUCUGACCAGCCAACUAGCAGGGUUAAUCACGACCCCAGAGACACAAGUCUGAACCCAGACAGUUCAGGUGUGUCUCCAACUGGGGCUAAACCUCGACCUCCCCGCCGUGGUGCCUCCAAGCCAAAGUCCUCCCCUGCUGCAGUACCAACAUCAACAGUCAGUGUUGAUGAGUCCAGUACAGCUGCCACUGCCACCUCCAGCACCAAUCUGCCCUCUGACUCAGACCCCAGCAACACAACUCUUGACAAGUAUCGUAUCAAAGUGGAGAUGUCUGCGUGUUGCGUAGUUCAGCAGCUGACAAUUAUGAGAUUUUGUACCACUGAGGCUAGGAAGCCAUGUGUACAAGCCAUGUCCUCGAGUGAAAGGAUUACGGUUAUUGAAGCGACUAUGGAAGAAACUACUUCGAAACUUGCGGCGUCAGAAGCUAAGUGUGCGGAGCUGGAGGAAAGGCUCCAGCAGACAACGGCCUCCUGUGAGACCCUCACGCAGAAAAUAGACGAGCUCACUGCCGAAAAUGACACCCUUACCCAACGCGUGGAAGACUUGGAGAAAGAGAAGGAGGGCACAGCCAAAACUAUAGCUAUGUUGGAAUUUAACAAUGAGCAUAACAAAGACAAGGUCCGAAAUAUGGAACUUUCCAACAAUGACCUGAAGGAAACUAUAGAAACCCUCAUGAAAGAGAAAGAUGAGCUUAACAGGCAGCUAAGAGAAGAUUCCUCUGGAGUGAUAGACCAAUAUAUUAAAGAGAAAGAUGAAUUAGAGGAGAGAUUAACAAAGGAAAAGGAAGAACAACUGGAGAAGUAUGUUAAAGAGGACAAAGCUCUUAGAGAGCAGCUGGAAGGCCUCAUGGAGAUUAGACUUAGUUAUGAGAAACAGAUUAAGCAAAUAGAGGAGAACAAUGCAGCAAUGCACAGAAAGAUAGGUGGAGUACAGACAGAGAGGGAUGCUGCCCUUAAAGAGGCUGCCCACACCAAAUCCCAAAAAGUUGAUCUGGAGAAGAAAUUUGAUGAUCUCACUAAGGUUAAGAGCACCAUGGAAGAAGAAAUUGUUACACUUAAGGGGACCAUUUCCAACCUGGAAGAGAAAUUGUCAUUGCAAGAAAACCAGGUGCAGACUCUUAAUGAGACCAUCAACACACUGAACAACAACAUCCUCAACCUUCAGAAGCAAGUGGAAGGACUCAACGAAACGAAUGGCAAACUUGCUCGGGAUCUGGAGUCCGAGAGCAGGACACGAAUCGAAACCCAGGACCAGCUGACCAAGACGGCCACGGCAAACAGGCAACUUGAAGAAACAGCUAAGGUUGACAAAGAAUCACUAGGCAAGUUAGAAGCUGAAAGGAAGGAGCUUCAGUCUAGAGUUGAAGCCUUAACAGACCAUAGCAAAAUGCCAGGGAAAUUUAGUGAAUUGCAGUCACGUAUAGCUGAACUAGAAUCAGAAAAUAAGACACUCUUGGAGAAAUUGGAUAAUGCCAAAACAGUCAGUAGUGCCUCUCAAGAAGAAAGUGUAACUAACAGUGUUAUGGAAAAUAAUAAAGUUGACCAUUCAAAAGAACUGCAAAGUUUAAAAUCAUCUUUGCAAGCCAAAGAAGAAGAAUUAGCAAAGGUCAGACAAAACUUGAGAGAAGUGAAGGAAAAGUUGACGCUAGCUGAGGUUGUGAGCGGAGAGGUUGAAGAGCAGAGGCAAAGAGUGCGAGAGGUAGAGUCCAAGAUGGCUGUGAUGGAGGAGCAGCACCGGCAGCAAAUCAAAACGAUAGCUCUUGAGGCGGAGAGACAGGUUGCUGUCAAGGAGCAAGAGUGUCAACAAACAAUUACUUCUGCAUAUGACCAACAAGACAAUGAAACAAAUUCCCUUGUUCGUCAGCAUCGCGAAGCCAUACGAGAAGCUCAGGAAGAGGCCCGGGAGAAGGCAUCGGCCCUUGACUCUGUGGUCCACGAGUACCAAGGCAAACUCAAGGAGAAAGAUGAGGAACUGUGCAAGUUUGUUCAACAGUAUGAGGAUCAGCUUGCAGACCUCACCACUCAGCAUGAGGCUCACAUCAAAGAGGUUGAAGCGACCUGGAAGUCUAGAGCUGAGAAAAUGGUUAGGCAGCGUGAGAUGCAGCUACAGGAGGAAAUGGAUGGAUUGUCGCAGGAGUGGAACAAGGAACGCAGAAGUCCUGCACCUGAACCUACAGAAGACAGCCAGGAACUUGAAAGACUAACCCAAGUGGCUGCAGCAGCCUUUAGAAGUGGCACUGAUUCUGUUGAACUUCUCAAGAAGCAAGUGGCUGCUCAACGGAAAGAACUUGAGGAAGUCAAGCUGAACCAUGGCAAAGAGAUUGGGGAGCUUAAGGCACUAUUGGAGCUUAAAAGAAGAACGAGAGGAGGAGGAGGUGGAAGUGGAGGAGGAGGUGGAGGGGUCAGACUUGGAGUAGCUCUUGAGGAAGCAGCAGAGUUCGAGUACCUUAAGAAUAUCUUGUACCAGUAUAUGCUUGGAAAGGAAACUCGGACACUGAGUAAAGUAUUGUGUGCAGUUGUGAAGUUUGAUACCAAUCAGCAGCAAGAAAUUAUAGAUUAUGAAGAGCAAAAGCAAAGCCUGGAGAGAGAGGCUAUGAAUGGCACUGUCCCUAGGGAUCUUCUAGAAGCAGAAAGACCAGACCCCACAAAGACCCUGUGAUGCACCAGCUCCAGGGUUGGUCACAAGGUCUCGGACUCUACUGAACAACUGAACACACAAAAGGCCCCGUACGGAGAGAGGGGUCAACCAAGUUAAUGUUUGGGAGCGGUAAAUGACUGACAUAAUUGCUAUGGCUUUUUGUAGCUGUGACAAUGAAAACACAAUUUGGUUUCUUUAUAUUUCACUUCUUUACUUACAGAAGAGAGAGAGAGAGAGAGAGAGAGAGAGAGAGAGAGAGAGAGAGAGAGAGAGAGAGAGAGAGAGAGAGAGAGAGAGAGAGAGAGAGAGAGAGAGAGAGAAGAAAAAAAGAAAGAAAGAAAGAAAGAAAGAAAGAAAGAAAGAAAGAAAGAAAGAAAGAAAGAAAGAAAGAAAGAAAGAAAGAAAGAAAGAAAGAAAGAAAGAAAGAAAGAAAAGAAAAGAAAAGAAAAGAGAUUAGGUGCUGUAUUGUUUUUAUGGAUUGCCAAAAACUUAAAUGAUAUGUACUGGUUUAUAGGCCAAUAUCAUGCAUGAUUUAUGACACAUUUUUAAUGUCAUUCACUUGGAUCAGAAUGUAUAAUUAGAAUUUUGAAAACAUUAUGGUGCUUCACUGUAAUUUAAGAGGCACCACAGUAGUAAUGAAUUUUUUACACUAGCCACACAGUUUAAUCUUAUGAGAAAAAAUGGUAUUUAAAGUGUCAGUUAUUCCAGAUAUGAAUAUAUAUUGGUUGUGUUUGAUAUGCAACUGUAAUCUAGUCGCGUGAUAAAAGUUAUAAAAAGUUUAUUUUGAAAUUGGGUAAUAAAGACGUAGCCUCUUGUCUAUGUAUUCAAGAAAUAUCUAAAUGAUAGAUAAUUUCCCCCUUUUUUUCUUUUUUUAUACCCUUAUGCCAGUCUUGCUGGUAUUCAUUUAUAUCCAAUCAUGGAUUAUGUAUAAAGAGUCAAGAGCCCAUAUACAAGAAUGUAAUAGUCAUUAUAUAUAUUUUCCUUGAGGGGAUAUAUUCCUGAGUAAUUUUAGUCAAAGGAAUUACCGCCUGAAGAAUCAACAAUGCUUCAUAUUGGUAAUGUCUGUAUUGUAAAUGGAAUGGAGUUGGGACUUCCCCAAGAGAUAUUUGGAAAAAAACACACAUUUUGUCAGGUUUUAUUGAUUUAGAUAAACUAUGCCUUUUGGUUAUUCUUUCUAGUAGCACAAAUUAGUGAUACAAUGCACAUAUUGUUCUUUCAACUCCAGGGAAAGAUCAUGACACAGUUUUGCUUUUGAUAAAUCCACGCAUUAUUGUUAAUUUUUUUUGUGAAUAAACUAUUGUUGAAAUAAUUAUGUUGGUGUACAUUAUAUUUUAUGUAAUUUAUUUGAUGAUAGUAGUUCUGUAGUUUUUGUGGCAGUUGUGCAGUCCUUCUGUUAAAUGUGGCGCAUAUCUGUCUUUGUCUUGGGCAGGUGAAAUCUCACAGUGAAAGUGCAAUAGACUACCCUGAAGUUACCUACACUGUGAGGUUGACCUUGGCCAGUAUCAUACCUGCUGUACAGGUGUUCAUUAGAUGAUUGAAGAAGUGUGCCAAAUUUGAAAAUUAAUUUAUUGCAGUACUGUAUGUGGGUGACUCAUCUAGGGAUCAAUUCUCUUAAGUGAGCUCUAAGAAGGCUUAUUUCUCUGUAACAUUUUUUCUUAGAAACAAAGUUUUGAAAUCACAAUAAAACCCUUGUAUUGACAUAGGUGAUUUUUUAGUUGUUUUCCACAUCAGUUGUAGGACUUCAGAUUGUCCUUAAAGUUUACUUGUCUCAGAUGUCUUCUUUUUGUCAGAGAUACCAAAAUGCACUAGAACUUAUACUGGGAAUAUGAGAACUGACAUCUGCUUUGAGAACAGAUGAAGAUGUCAGAUGAAAUAACCUUGUUUAGAGAAACCUCAUUUAAUCCACUUGAAAUCUUUAAAAUCCUGUAGAGAUUUUCUGGUAUUAAUUAAGGGCAUGAUAAAGUCACAGUAGUGUGUGUGAAAGAUAUUCUAUUUUAUCAGAUUUAUUUAAUUUGCAGUUUAUGUUAUGGACAUACAAGUUGAUUUUGAGAUAAGCAAGGCUAUCAGUAACACAUCUGUACAAAGUCUGCAUAUAAAAAGGUUGGAUGCCCACGCCUUUUGGGCAAAGAACACAUGCUUGAGCCUUAAAACCAUCCCUGUCCAAUAAAGCACUAGAACACCCUGUUGUACAAUCCUAUAUAGGCUCCCUUAUGUCGUUCUCUUGCAGAUUCCUCCUUUAUAUAUAGACCCCUCCCACCUGUGCUGGAAUGUAAGGGUGAAGUGAUUAAUAUGUAAUGUUUAAAACUAGUUGCUCUUGCAGUAACUGUUUUGUUAUUGAAGAUUCAUUGUGUGUCUGUGUAUGCUGUAUUUUAAAGAAAAGAAAAAAAUAUAGAUAAAGGUUGGC